Nanorana parkeri is the source of this 2516-nucleotide messenger RNA. It is a transcript of the gene PLPPR4, whose product is annotated as phospholipid phosphatase related 4. The transcript has 7 exons. The record is from RefSeq and is a predicted model, not a curated record. Gene Ontology annotation, biological process: phospholipid dephosphorylation; axonogenesis; phospholipid metabolic process. Lineage: Eukaryota; Metazoa; Chordata; Amphibia; Anura; Dicroglossidae. Gene Ontology annotation, molecular function: phosphatidate phosphatase activity. The coding region runs from base 170 to 2326 and encodes 718 amino acids.
AAAGAGAGAGAGAAGGCGAGAGGAAAAAAAAAAAAAGGACCAAAUGCUGCACACUCCAUAGGUGGCACUAGGGAAUGGUACAUCAAUGCUGAGCUCUAGGUCUGCAAAAGGAAAAUCAUUUUAAAUCAGCUUGCCUGGAAGAGAGGAUUCUGCUGAUUAAAAAACAAAAAUGUCUGCAAAGGAACGGCAAAAGAUGAGGGUCACAAAAGACAGCGUCACAUUACUCCCAUGUUUUUAUUUUGUAGAGCUUCCUAUCCUGGCUUCAUCGGUGGUCAGUCUGUACUUUCUGGAGUUAACAGGUGUCUUUAAACCAGUUCAUUCAGGAUUUAGCUGCUAUGACAGAAGCCUUAGCAUGCCCUAUAUCGAACCUCAUCAAGAAUCAAUCCCAUUUUUAAUGUUACUCUGCUUAGCAUUUGCUGGACCAGCAGCUACAAUAAUGGUCGGUGAAGGUGUCCUAUACUGCUGUCUGUCCAAAAGAAAAAAUGGGAUGGGAGCAGAAGCAAAUAUCAAUGCUGGAGGAUGCAACUUCAACUCCUUUCUAAGAAGAGCUGUCAGGUUUAUAGGUGUCCAUGUCUUCGGACUUUGCUCUACAGCUCUCAUUACCGAUAUUAUCCAGCUCUCCACUGGAUACCAGACCCCUUAUUUCCUGACAGUCUGUAAACCCAACUACACAUCCUUAAAUGUGUCCUGCAAAGAAAAUCCAUAUGUGCUGGAAGACAUUUGCUCAGGGCAAGAUCUUGCUGUCAUUAAUGCUGGCAGAAAAUCUUUCCCCUCUCAGCAUGCCACCCUGGCAGCAUUUGCAGCUGUUUACAUUUCCAUGUAUUUCAAUGCAACAUUGACAGAUUCAUCAAAGUUACUGAAACCCCUUCUGGUGUUCUCCUUUAUAAUAUGUGGAAUUAUAUGUGGCCUCACCCGUAUAACUCAGUACAAGAAUCACCCAAUAGAUGUUUACUGUGGCUUCCUCUUGGGAGGUGGAAUAGCCAUUUAUUUGGGCCUUUAUGCUGUUGGAAACUUUCAGCCCAGUGAAGACAACAUCCCACAGAAGCCUCCUCCACCACUCAGAGAGCCAUUAAGGUCUUUAACAGACAUUAGCCAAGACACAAGUAGGAUACUACCAGGAAAAAAUGGCAGCAGCUGUGAUGGUAUUUCAACUCACCCCUCUGAAAAUAUCUUGAACAGAAACAAUAGAGAAUCAGGCUCGCUAACCAAUAUAAAAAGAGCAAGUACUGAUGUAGAAGUAAUAACCCCUCGAAGCCCCAUGGGCAAAGAGAACAUGGUCACUUUUAGCAAUACUCUACCUAGAGUACAUACGCCUUCAUUUGAAGAUCCAGCUAGGAGGAAUGCCACAAUCCAUGCUUCAAUGGAUUCAGCGCGGUCAAAGCAACUUCUUUCUCAGUGGAAGACUAAAAAUGAAUGUCGUAAACUGUCUUUGCAGGUAAUUGAGACAGAGGCUGGUCUCUCUCCACAAAGAAUUAUAGAAAUGAGGUCAAGCUCUGAGCCUGUAAGAGUUGGUGUCAAUGGAGACCAUAUUGGCCCGGGAAACCCAUAUAUUAAAUUACAGCCUGGUAGUAUUCCGGGCUGUAACAACACAGGUAUUCCCGGUGGCCCCAGAGUUUCUAUACAGUCACGUCCUGGGUCCUCUCAAUUAGUACAUAUCCCAGAGGAAACCCAUGAGAAUAUCAUAACCACUUCACCCAAAUGCAGCUCUGCUAGAUCAAAGUGGCUGAAAGUGGCAGAGAAAAGUGUUGUAUGUAGAAGUAACAGUCAACCAAGGAUUAUGCAGGUCAUAGCUAUGUCCAAACAACAAGGGAUGCUGCAGGGUAGUUCAGAUGGAAGUACAGUUAGUUGCACUGGAUCCAUCAGAUACAAGGCCCUGACAGAACAUGAGCCAACAAACAUUGUACGGAUUGAGGCCCAUCCUGAAAACAACAGGCCGAUUAUUCAGAUGCCGUUAGAAGGAGAAGGCAGCGGAUCCUGGAAAUGGAAAGCUCCUGAGAAAGGAACGCUGCGUCAAGCUUAUGAGCUGAAUGACCUCAACAGAGACUCAGAAAGCUGUGAGUCAUUAAAAGACACUUUUGGAACUACUGAAAGAAAACGAAGCAACAUUGAUAAUGACCACCUCCUUCAUGGAAUAACCACAAUACGGGUGACACCAGUAGAGGGCAGUGAAAUUGGCUCAGAGACUGUAUCUAUUUCAUCAAGCCGUGACUCUACUCUAAGAAGAAAGGGUAACAUCAUCUUAAUCCCAGAGAGGAGUAACAGUCCAGAAAGCACUCGAAAUAUCUUCUACAAAGGAACAUCACCAACGCGUACCUACAAAGAGUGAAAACAACAUUAUGUUUCCAUUGGUUUCUACCAGAAACUGUUCUACUUUUAUACAGCUUGUGCUCUUAUUAGUUUGGGGAUAAAACAGAAAAUGACCUUAAAUGUGCCAAAAUCAGACAUGAUCAGAUGGUUUGCAGUUUUACUUUACCGUAUGGAAAAUAGAACAUUACCACCUUGUGCAGAAUGGGACU